Messenger RNA from Salarias fasciatus (jewelled blenny), 3174 nucleotides. It is a transcript of the gene nfe2l3, whose product is annotated as nfe2 like bZIP transcription factor 3. The transcript has 5 exons. Gene Ontology annotation, molecular function: RNA polymerase II cis-regulatory region sequence-specific DNA binding; DNA-binding transcription factor activity, RNA polymerase II-specific. Lineage: Eukaryota; Metazoa; Chordata; Actinopteri; Blenniiformes; Blenniidae. The record is from RefSeq and is a predicted model, not a curated record. Gene Ontology annotation, cellular component: nucleus. Gene Ontology annotation, biological process: regulation of transcription by RNA polymerase II. The coding region runs from base 348 to 2297 and encodes 649 amino acids.
UUCCGCCGGUGUGAUAGUUCUCUCCGGUGACAGCGUUUAGCGUUUUAUCUGUCAUUUUAAGUGUGUUCUCAAGCGUCAGGAAGACCUUCACAGCGCCGUAUAGCCGGGAAAUCUGUUUUGACACAUCGGAGAGCAGGUUAAUAUGUUUUGGUCCAGAGCUUUCCGUUAACCGGCAACUUAAGGCCAUUAGCUAGCAGCUAGCAUUUCGCCGGUACGGACGGAGCAGCUCUUUGUCUGACAGGGGAAGGCGUGCUCUUUUGUUAGGCUUUUCCCUUUGUCCACCCGCGUAAGAGGAACUGUUGGCUCAGGUUUUCAUGAUCAUCUGUACUUUUAAGAGUACUUAGAAAAUGCAAAACGCGAAAAAAUACUUCACAGAAGGCCUGAUUCAGUUGACCAUCCUGCUCAGUUUGAUUGGAGUUCGCGUGGAUAUCGACAGCUACUUGAGCGGCUACUACACGCCUCUGACAGAGAUUAAUCUGGGUCCGAGCUCAGCCUACAUCCAGACACCCUUCCACAGUUUAAGAGACAAUCUCGACGGAUACAGUGUGCACCCAAAAUGUCCCGAGUUGGACUAUUUCUUUGCGAGUCGGCGGCUGUUAGACGAGGUGAGGACCCUCGGUUCCCCGCGGUUCCCAACUCAGCUGAACGCGUGGCUGGUGCACCAGGUGUCCGCCACUGAUAAGGCUGACUGUGGGCCUUCAACCAGCAACACCACCAGCACCGGCCCGGUUCUGGAGAGUUCUGGAGAAGAUGCCAGCGACCAUGUGUCUGACAGCGGCCAGGAGGUGUGCCAGACGAAUCCCGAGCCGGGACAGGAGCCUGGUAGCACUGGAGCCUGCGGGUUUCUUAAACAGGAGGACAGUGUUAAAGUUAAAGAAGAGGAGGAGGAUCCUGCUCCAAUCACUCAGCUUGCUCACAGUUCUACACUGGAACAAGAGAGUUUGCUUGAAGGCAUCACUGCAUUGUCCAACCCAGCACAUCACAUCCCUCUCACCAUUGAUAUUGACCCUCAUUGGAACAGUUUACUGUCCAUUACAGACCUCGAAGACUUGGACUCCCUUGUCACCGAGCGGCUGUCGGACCUUGACACUGACAUUGCCAGCGCCAUCAGUCAGGAUGUCAGCCUGCACGACGCUACAGUAAACGGCUCCCGAGCAUUUGGCGUGCUGUCUGGAAGAACCGAGUUAAGAACGGCCCCCCGACAACAAAGAGCCCUCCUGCGCCUGGAAUCCGCAGGCUCUUCGCACUCGGAUGCGUCGCCAGGGAUGGCUCUGGGCCUCGCUGCACUCCCGUUUGCAUCAGUAUGCAAUUUAACUGGAAACGUGUCGUCACACAGCUCACUGGGCGACUGUCUGGAUGAAGCAGUGUUUGACCAGAUCAAUCAGUUAGGUCUGGAAGGCUUGGACACAAUAGACAGUCAGCUGAUGGACUCUCUGAACAGCAUCGACCCCCAGGUGCUCGAGGACUUGGACUCGGACUCUGGCCUCUCCCUGGAGAGCAGCUCUGGAGGUCCAGUCUCUCCAGGCUCGUCUGAGGUGUCGUCUUCGUCCAGCUCAUACUGCGAGGAUGAGUGCGGAGCAACAGGCUACAGCAGCGAGGUGGAAUCGGUUCCUUCUAAAGGCGUCGUGGACUACACCACCGCCUGGUCUCCUGUGGAUCUGAGUGAGAGUGUGUGGCACGAUCACAGCUACUCGGCUCCCCCGGCCUUCUUCACCCCGCCGUCAGUGGCCCUGCCCCACAAAGGCAUCAAAGAAGAGCCUCUCAGCGACGACGACGGCGCCCUGUUGGAGGAGCGGGAGAUGAGCCGCGAUGAGAUGCGCGCCCGUGCCAUGUGCAUCCCGUUCUCCGUCCUGCAGAUCGUCAACAUGCCCGUGGAAGAGUUCCUGGAGGUCCUCGACGGCCACGGCUUCUCGCAAGAGCAGGUGACUCUUCUGAGGGACAUCCGCAGGCGCGGCAAGAACAAGCUGGCUGCGCAGAACUGCCGCAAGCGCAAACUGGACGCCAUCACGGGUCUCCAAGAGGAGGUGGAGCGGCUCCAGGUUCAGAGAGACAGACUGCUGAGGGAGAAGCAGCUCACAGCAAAGACAAUGGGUGCCGUGGGACACCAGAUAAAGCAGCUGACCAGAGACGUGCUGGCCCGGCUGAGGGACAGUUCGGGGCAGCCCCUGAACCCAGACAGGUUCACCCUGCAGUGCGGGGCUAACGGGAGGGUCGUCAUUCAGCCCGUGAGGCGGCCCGCCGUCUCCACAUCAACUGGCAACAAAACAGACAAGAGGAAGAAGGACAAAAAGCAAUGAUGCACUAUUUCCAACUGAGACUCGAGCUGAUAGGUUUUUGAAUCUUACCGGGCUUUUUUUAUUUGGUUUGUUUUUGUUUUGUUCUUUUGGCGCCACACUUUGGUUUUGGGACCUCCACGUGUGUGUGUGUGUGUGUGUGUGUGUGUGUGUGUGUGUGUGUGUGUGUGUGUGUGUGUGUGUGUGUGUGUGUGUGUGUGUGUGUGUGUGUGUGUGUGUGUGUGUGUGUGUGUGUGUGUGUGUCUGUGUCUGUGUGUCUGUGUGUCUGUGUGUGUGUGUCUGUGUGUGUGUGUGUGUGUGUGUCCACUACUGUUUGAGGGUCUAAAUUGGGGUGAAGAACUGCAAAAACAAAAAGACUCUCAAAACACAAAAAAAAGUCAUUCAUUGUAAAUAUUCUCUCCCAUGGGAAAAAAAGUAGCUUACACACUGGACUUUCUUUGCUUAUUAAAAACGGACAACGCAGAUCAGGUGGUUUAAGGGAGCAGCUGCUGACAAUGCUAUCAGUCUCUUUGGGCCUGUUAACAUUAAAGUCUUAUCAUUUUUUUGCAGACAAGCAGAGGCUGUCUCAAAGUCAACGUUGGCAGCAUUGUGACAGUUACAGCAGUGUGUGUGUGUGUGUUUGUCCGUGGGAAUGGGGUGGGGGUCAGUUUUCAUGUAAUCUUUCCUCCUAGUGUAUGCCUAGACCGUAUCAGGGGGAGGUUAAAGAUUGUAUUUAUUGAAAUGUUCUUCGGUCUCUGAAGAGCACGUAUGCAUAAUGAUACUGUUCAAUAACAGUAUCUUUAUUCAAAAUUGUAAUUUUAUCUCCAAGUCAAAAAAAAAAUACUGAGGAACUCAAGUUUACAGGUUUGUUUUGGACAUUUGAGGGCAUGUACUGUUGGUU